Molecule: messenger RNA, 861 nt
Organism: Aspergillus tanneri
Lineage: Eukaryota; Fungi; Ascomycota; Eurotiomycetes; Eurotiales; Aspergillaceae
Gene: RPL8B
Product: 60S ribosomal eL8 domain-containing protein
Exons: 4
Coding region: 1-861 (286 amino acids)
Biological process (GO): ribosome biogenesis
Cellular component (GO): ribonucleoprotein complex
Source: RefSeq, a predicted model, not a curated record
AUGCGAGCACCAGUGAUGAUCUGGCUGGAGCCGCAAGGUAAUUGGAAGCGUAAUGUUUCCAAUUGCCUUGGGCCUGCCAAGUCCGGAAAAAAAGCUGCUCCCCUCCCUUACCCCCAGGGCAAGGCUGGCGCUAGCAAGAAGGGCCCCAAGAACCCUCUCAUCGAGAAGCGCCCCCGUAACUUCGGUAUUGGCCAGGACAUCCAGCCCAAGCGUAACUUGUCCCGCUUCGUCAAGUGGCCCGAAUAUGUCCGUCUGCAGCGCCAGAAGAAGAUCCUGAACCUCCGCCUGAAGGUUCCUCCUUCCAUUGCUCAGUUCCAGAACACCCUGGACCGCAACACCGCUGCCCAGACUUUCAAGCUCCUCAACAAGUACCGCCCUGAGACCAAGGUCGAGAAGAAGGAGCGUCUCCACACCGAGGCCACCGCCGUCUCCGAGGGCAAGAAGAAGGAGGAUGUUUCCAAGAAGCCCUACCACGUCAAGUACGGUCUCAACCACGUUGUUGGUCUCGUUGAGAACAAGAAGGCUUCCCUUGUUCUGAUCGCUCACGAUGUUGACCCCAUUGAGCUGGUUGUCUUCCUCCCUGCUCUCUGCCGCAAGAUGGGUGUACCCUAUGCCAUUGUCAAGGGCAAGGCUCGUCUCGGUACCGUUGUCCACAAGAAGACGUCCGCUGUCCUCGCUCUCACCGAGGUUCGCUCCGAGGACAAGGCCGAGUUCUCCAAGCUCCUCUCUGCCAUCAAGGAGGGCUACACCGACAAGUUCGAGGACUCCCGCCGCCACUGGGGUGGUGGUAUCAUGGGUUCCAAGGCCGUCGCUCGCCAGGAGAAGAAACGCAAGGCCGCUGAGGCUGCCAUCCGUGUCUAA